Nelumbo nucifera (sacred lotus) is the source of this 719-nucleotide messenger RNA. RefSeq names its product histone H3.2. The record is from RefSeq and is a predicted model, not a curated record. Lineage: Eukaryota; Viridiplantae; Streptophyta; Magnoliopsida; Proteales; Nelumbonaceae. Gene Ontology annotation, molecular function: structural constituent of chromatin; protein heterodimerization activity; DNA binding. Gene Ontology annotation, cellular component: nucleosome.
ACAAAUUCUCGUCGAGGCAUCCCGUCUCAGGCGUGGAGCUUGGUUGGGUUCACUCUGCGUUUUCUGAGAAAUCUAUCGAUCUCUUCUUUCUUUCUGUCGCCGAGAGAUAUGGCCCGAACGAAGCAGACGGCAAGGAAAUCGACGGGAGGGAAGGCUCCUCGUAAGCAGCUGGCGACCAAGGCAGCUCGAAAGUCUGCACCGGCCACCGGAGGCGUGAAGAAGCCACACAGGUUUAGGCCUGGAACCGUGGCACUUCGUGAGAUCAGGAAGUACCAGAAGAGCACAGAGCUCUUGAUUCGGAAGCUACCUUUUCAGCGUCUCGUCCGUGAGAUUGCUCAGGACUUCAAGACCGAUUUACGUUUCCAGAGCAGCGCUGUCGCUGCUCUUCAGGAAGCCGCCGAAGCCUACUUGGUCGGACUCUUUGAGGAUACCAACCUUUGCGCUAUUCAUGCCAAGAGGGUUACCAUUAUGCCUAAGGAUAUCCAGCUUGCCCGCAGGAUUCGCGGCGAGAGGGCGUGAGGAAGAGCUAAGAUAGAUGUAGUUCUGUUCUGUCUUUCUGUUCCUGUUCUUCUUUUGUUCCUUUUUGCUUCGCUCCUGUGGUGUUCGACGAAUGGUCAUGUAAAUUAUUUUAAUGUUGUGGGGUUGGAUAGAAAAGAUUCUGCUUACUGUCUCUGUUAUUUUUAAACCUGAAAUUAACUUUCGUUUCUGUUUUCCCUCAA